AUGAAAUGUCUGAAGGACAUACUGCUCUUCGUCGUGCUGUUACCAAUACCGUCGGCAUCCCCUCUGCUGGUCGUCCUAUUCUCUCUAGCUGUGGUUCUGACAAUACGACCAUGCGUCUACUGUAUUGCCCUCUUCAUCAUCAUCUUCCUCACAACAUCCCCCGCAUCACCCUUCCUCGACAUCCCCUAUCCACACAUCCCCGUCAACCCACUUCGACCCCUCACUUCACCAUCACCCGAUCGAAGCUGGCUCUCAUGGGGCGAGGGUAGCAUAUGGGAUCCGUCUAUCGUGGGGUACCGCGAGAUCGCCAAGCAGUAUCCUACCGAGGAGGAGCUCCUCGCAAACAUUACCGUCGUUGACAGCGCUGCCACAAAGGAGGACAACAAUACGGAGUCAUGGUGGUCUAGGCGGGGAUGGUAUCGGUCGACCGAUAAUUCGGCUGCCGCCACGCCCGCCGAGCCUUCCGCAUCCACAUCCAUACCCUUGCGCUCCUCCCCCUCGGACAAGAUCGCCCCUCUUCCAGCCAGCUACUUCGAUCUUCGGUGGGGCGGACUGGGCUUUGUCAUCGAUUUCGGAUUCGGGCGAACGGAGGAGGGCAUGCAGUGGGAGGUGGACGAUGCGAAGCGGGCGGUGGCGGUAGAGGAGGCGACCGGGUGGAAUCAGUUAUGGGUCAUCCCGCCAAAACAGGAAGACUAUACCAAGUUCCCUUGGGAUGACAUUCAGGCAUAUUUUGGUCGGAAGGAGGUCCAGGUAGCGGGAGAGGGGACGAAGGCGAAAGAUCGGGAGCGGAGCAUGUGGGACAGGUUUAGCUUUCUGGGCAGCUGGUGA
This is a messenger RNA of Dioszegia hungarica, 828 nucleotides long. RefSeq lists its product as uncharacterized. Bases 1 to 828 code for a protein of 275 amino acids. The record is from RefSeq and is a predicted model, not a curated record. NCBI's taxonomy places the organism in Eukaryota, Fungi, Basidiomycota, Tremellomycetes, Tremellales, Bulleribasidiaceae. The transcript is spliced from 3 exons.